ACUCGGCCCCAGAAGAGUGAGGGGUUGGGAGUCGGAUUCUUGGAGUCCUGAGGGACAGAGCUGGAUUAUCAGCUUCUGGGUUCUGAGACUGAGGGUGCCGAGUGCUCGGAGAGGAGAAAGGGCCAGGAUUCCGGGGUCACGAUGAAGGAGCGGCUGCCAUUCUGGGUUCUUUGGUCCUAGGGGUAAGGGGACUGGGAUCCGGGUCCUGGGGAUGAAAGGGCGCUGGGCCCGGAUUCCUGAUCCUGUGGGAGGAAGGGGCUGGCAGCCGGGAUUCCUUUCCCUAGAAAUCCCCGCAGGAUUGAGUCCUUGGGGCCUGGUUGUUUAAAAUUAGUCACAGGUCUCAGUGGGAAGAUCCAGCGCCUGGCUGCAGGGCCCACGUCGGCCGUGAUUCUGCCCCCCACCCCUCCGGGACUUGCCAAGUCGCCACCCGUCCCAGGUUCCGGGACCGAGCUGGAAUUCCCCACGUGCGGGGAUUCCGCGCGAGCUACGCCUGGCCGCACGCCGCGCCUGUAAACCGGACCCCUGGGGCGGGACUGAGAGAGGAAGAGGGAAAUGGAAGAUUCCCUUGCGGGAGCGUCGUGACAUCAGCGCGUAGCUUCGGGGCCGUUUCCGCGUCUCCCUCCUCCCUUAACCCUUCCUCCCCCGGAACUCUGGAGGGUGAAGGUUGAGUGUACGGACCCCUCUCCGUUGUGUGGAAGAGGCGUCUGGGAACUGGGACUUCCAGGUCGUAGGGAGGAGGAUGCUGAAGGUCCAGACUCCUGCGGGAUGGGGCUUGGACUCCUAGGUCUGAAAGUGGGCAUGAGGUCUGAACCUCUGGAUCUCGGAGGAGCUCCAGGGAGUUAGACUCUUGGUUCUCCCAGGAGAGGGGCAGGGGAUACUGCGGGGCAGCGUCUUGGGCAGAAAGAUGUUGGGAGCCUGGAGGUGCGUGUCCAGGAUCUGAUACUAGACAACACCUGAGGCCUCAGGACUGGGAGAUCUGGAGUGAGCCGGAAUGAGCGCAGCCACUGCCCGUCACAGACGGUGAAAAAGCUCCUGGAAGAACAGAGGCGCCGCCAACAGCAGCCAGACGCUGGUGGGGCACCGGGACAGUUCCUACCUCCACUGGCCCAGCCCCUGAUGCCAUCUGUGAACAAGGGUGAGGUUGGCCAUACUCACUUUCCGGCAUACCAGGAGGCUGUGGGUUCUGGACUUGGUGGCCUGGCCCCAGUGACAGGCUUUCCAGAUUGGAGCCCCAAUACACAUGCUGCCUACACAGACAGCCCGUACUCUUAUCCUGCUUCUGCUGCUGAAGGUUUCCUGACUCCUGAUUUUUGCCCACCGUUGGACCCAGGGCAGCCAUAUCCAUUUCCCUUGGGAAUGGAGGAACCCCUGGAUUCCCAGCUUUAUGCAGAACCUUCCCUGCCACAGGUGGGAUCCUGGAAAGGUUCUGGACUCUCCUCAGGACCCCCACAGUUGCCCCCUGUGGUCACCGGACCAUCACUGGACACUGCCCGUGCUCAUAUGCUGGCCUUGGGGCCACAGCAGCUGCUGGCCCAGGAUGAGGAGGGAGACACGCUCCUGCACCUGUUGGCAGCUCGGGGGCUGCGCUGGGCAGCAUACGCUGCGGCUGAGGUGCUCCAAAUGUACAGACGUCUGGACAUUCGUGAGCAUAAGGGCAAGACUCCUCUCCUGGUGGCUGCUGCUGCUAACCAGCCUCUGAUUGUGGAGGAUCUACUGAACCUAGGAGCAGAGCCCAAUGCUACUGACCAUCAGGGACGUUCUGUCUUGCACGUGGCUGCUGCCUAUGGGCUUCCAGGGGUCCUCUCGGCUGUGAUUAACUCAGGGGUCCAGGUUGACCUAGAAGCCAGAGACUUUGAGGGCCUCACCCCUCUCCACACAGCCAUCCUGGCCCUCAAUGUUGCUAUGCUCCCACCCGACCUGUGUCCCCGGGUGCUAAAUACUCAGGCCCGAGACAGGCUGUCUUGUGUCCAGAUGUUGCUGCACAUGGGUGCCGAUCACACCAGUCAGGAGAUCAAGAGCAACAAGACAGUUCUGCAUUUGGCUGUGCAGGCUGCCAACCCCGCCUUAGUUCAGCUGCUGCUGGAGCUGCCACAGGGAGACCUGAGAGCCUUUGUCAACAUGAAGGCCCAUGGGAACACAGCGCUCCACAUGGCAGCUGCCCUGCCCCCCGGCCCACCCCAGGAGGCCAUAGUGCGGAGCCUGCUGGCAGCUGGGGCAGAUCCAACACUUCGAAACCUGGAGAAUGAGCAGCCUGUCCAUCUGCUUCGGUCUGGGCCGGACCCUGAGGGGCUCCGGCAGCUAUUGAAGAGGAGCCGCAUGGCACCCCCAGGCCUGUCCUCUUAGGACUCAAACCCAGAACCUGGACUGAUUUUCCAGUCCCCACCGUCCUGUGGGACAGCCAGCGUAUGCUAAUGUUGCAAAUCCAUGAUAAUGUAUGUGGAAUGUCCUGCCAUUGGAGGUCUUACAUUAAAACCCCAAAGUGGCUGCUGGGGGUGGGGUGGUAAACAGUCCCCAACAUUUGGGGUGGUGUGCUAUCCCUCCCCCACCCACAAGGAGCCCCCUUGAUGAUUUCUGUGAAAUCGAGGCCCCUUGAUUGUUUCUAUGAAACAUCCUGGACCCUAACCCUUUCCCCACUGGGAUCUUUUAGAAUCCCCCUUUCCUAACUUAGCUUUUCAUACCUGGAACCUGAGAUGUAAUUCUCCUACAUGGUAUUUGAGGCAUCUCGAAACAGCCCCCAGUACCAUCCUAGCAGAGCUGUUAAGAUGAACCCCCAACCUCUUCAGGUCCUUAACUCUGAGAUUUGGGAGGACUCUCCUGGAUCAGAGUCCCCUAGGUCCCAUUGUUUUCUAAUUCAAAAGUUGGCCAGGCCCCAGUCCCAGACCUCUACAUCCAGUGAAUCCCUCCCUGAAACUCCCUAUUAAACUCAAUUUGGACUAGAA
Messenger RNA from Artibeus jamaicensis (Jamaican fruit-eating bat), 2939 nucleotides. It is a transcript of the gene NFKBID, whose product is annotated as NFKB inhibitor delta. NCBI's taxonomy places the organism in Eukaryota, Metazoa, Chordata, Mammalia, Chiroptera, Phyllostomidae. Gene Ontology annotation, molecular function: protein binding. Gene Ontology annotation, biological process: regulation of gene expression. The record is from RefSeq and is a predicted model, not a curated record. The coding region runs from base 1117 to 2343 and encodes 408 amino acids. Gene Ontology annotation, cellular component: nucleus. The transcript is spliced from 12 exons.